Otolemur garnettii (small-eared galago) is the source of this 2046-nucleotide messenger RNA. RefSeq names its product WD repeat domain 70 (gene WDR70). Bases 63 to 1952 code for a protein of 629 amino acids. The transcript has 18 exons. The record is from RefSeq and is a predicted model, not a curated record. Gene Ontology annotation, biological process: regulation of DNA double-strand break processing. Gene Ontology annotation, molecular function: protein binding. NCBI's taxonomy places the organism in Eukaryota, Metazoa, Chordata, Mammalia, Primates, Galagidae. Gene Ontology annotation, cellular component: nucleus; site of double-strand break.
UGUAAGUCUGCUGCUGCUGUUCGGGAUACGCCUGUGGCUGGUACUGUGGUGUCUGGCCAGCCAUGGAGCAUUCCGGGCCCAGUGAAGUGACAGGCUCAGACGCCUCGGGAUCGGACCCGCAGCUGGCAGUCACCAUGGGCUUCACAGGGUUCGGAAAAAAAGCUCGAACUUUUGACUUGGAAGCGAUGUUUGAACAAACUCGAAGAACAGCUGUGGAAAGAAGCCGUAAAACAUUGGCGGAACCAGUAUUUGGAAGGGCAAAGAGUAUUUGUUUCUAUAUUUUCAGGGACACAAGUACCAGUGAAAGUGAAGAGAGUUCUGAUUCUUCUGAUGAUGAGUUAAUUGGCCCUCCUUUACCCCCUAAAAUGGUAGAAGAACCAGUUAAUCUUAUGGAGGAAGAUAUCAUUGGUCCUUUACCUCCACCUCUUAAUGAAGAUGAAGAAGCUGAGGAAGAGGAGGAGGAAGAGGAAGAGGAGGAAAAUCCUGUCCAAAAGAUUCCUGAUUCACAUGAAAUAACACUGAAGCAUGGCACUAAAACAGUAUCUGCUUUGGGUCUGGAUCCCUCAGGUGCCCGUUUGGUGACUGGAGGAUAUGACUAUGAUGUUAAAUUUUGGGAUUUUGCUGGAAUGGAUGCUUCUUUUAAGGCAUUUCGUUCUCUUCAGCCCUGUGAAUGCCAUCAGAUCAAGUCAUUACAGUAUAGUAACACAGGAGACAUGAUUCUUGUUGUAUCUGGAAGCUCUCAGGCCAAGGUGAUUGACAGAGAUGGUUUUGAAGUAAUGGAAUGUAUAAAAGGAGAUCAGUAUAUUGUGGACAUGGCCAACACCAAGGGUCACACAGCAAUGCUUCAUACUGGCUCAUGGCAUCCCAAAAUAAAGGGAGAAUUUAUGACUUGCUCAAAUGAUGCGACUGUGAGGAUAUGGGAAGUUGAAAAUCCAAAGAAGCAAAAAAGUGUCUUUAAGCCACGGACAAUGCAGGGUAAAAAAGUUAUUCCCACUACGUGCACAUAUAGUAGAGAUGGAAAUCUCAUAGCAGCUGCCUGCCAGAAUGGAAGCAUACAGAUCUGGGACCGAAAUUUAACUGUUCAUCCUAAAUUCCACUAUAAACAGGCUCAUGACCCAGGCACUGACACUUCUUGUGUGACUUUUUCCUAUGAUGGUAAUGUCCUUGCUUCUCGUGGAGGUGAUGAUACAUUAAAAUUAUGGGACAUCCGACAAUUUAAUAAGCCACUUUUUUCAGCCUCGGGUCUUCCUACCAUGUUCCCAAUGACUGACUGCUGUUUCAGUCCAGAUGAUAAACUCAUAGUCACUGGUACAUCUGUUCAAAGAGGAUGUGGUAGCGGCAAACUUGUUUUCUUUGAGCGUAGGACUUUCCAAAGGGUGUAUGAGAUAGACAUCACAGACGCGAGUGUUGUCCGCUGCCUAUGGCAUCCAAAGCUGAACCAGAUCAUGGUUGGAACUGGAAACGGUUUGGCUAAAGUCUAUUACGACCCCAACAAAAGUCAGAGGGGAGCAAAAUUAUGUGUGGUUAAAACCCAGCGGAAGGCGAAACAAGCUGAGACUCUAACCCAGGACUACAUCAUCACCCCUCAUGCCUUGCCUAUGUUCCGUGAGCCCCGCCAACGAAGUACAAGGAAACAGCUGGAGAAGGACAGGCUGGAUCCCCUGAAGUCGCACAAACCUGAACCUCCUGUAGCAGGCCCAGGUCGUGGUGGCCGAGUUGGAACCCAUGGGGGCACUUUGUCAUCCUACAUUGUAAAGAACAUUGCUUUAGACAAAACCGAUGACAGUAACCCCCGGGAAGCCAUUUUGCGUCAUGCCAAAGCAGCAGAAGACAAUCCAUAUUGGGUUUCUCCAGCAUAUUCCAAGACUCAGCCCAAAACCAUGUUUGCCCCAGUUGAAUCUGAUGAUGAAGAAACAAAGAAUGAGCCACAAUGGAAAAAACGUAAAAUUUGAAGAAUCUCAUUUGAGAGCUGUUCAUGUGAGGGGGAGUGAUACAGGAUAGGAUUUUUUUGUAAUGCUUAUUGAAUAAAUAAUACAUUUUUAUGAA